Molecule: messenger RNA, 516 nt
Organism: Galleria mellonella (greater wax moth)
Lineage: Eukaryota; Metazoa; Arthropoda; Insecta; Lepidoptera; Pyralidae
Product: dynein light chain roadblock-type 2
Exons: 1
Coding region: 97-390 (97 amino acids)
Biological process (GO): microtubule-based movement
Cellular component (GO): cytoplasmic dynein complex; centrosome; cytoplasm
Molecular function (GO): dynein intermediate chain binding
Source: RefSeq, a predicted model, not a curated record
AAAAAAAAAUUCCUAUUCAAAUUUCGUUUUUAAUAAACGUCAACGUUCAUUGAUAUGUUACACAUCUGCGCAUUUUACAAAUAAAACCCAAGAUAAAUGGCAAACGAAGCUGAAGAGACUGUUCGUAAGCUUUCCACCCAUAAAGGCGUAGCCGGCGUUAUAGUAGUCAACGGCGAAGGUAUUCCCAUCAAAACAACUUUGGACAACCAUGUUUCCGUCCAGUAUGCUGGACUCAUGACAGCGUUGGUUGACAAGGCGAAAGCUGUCGUCAGAGACUUGGACCCUUCAAAUGAUUUAACAUUCUUAAGAAUUAGAAGCAAGAAAAGUGAAGUGAUGGUGGCACCAGAUAAAGAAUUCAUUUUGAUAGUUGUGCAAAAUCCUGUUGAAUAACAAAAUUUGUUAUAUACUUUUGGCCUGUGAUAUCCCUUAAAUUUGUUACUUUGUUAAGUAGCCAUUAGAUCUGUCAUUAUGUAAAAUAUUUAACUACAGAAGUAAAAUGAAAUUAGAUAAUUUUUA